This is a messenger RNA of Malaclemys terrapin pileata, 5119 nucleotides long. Its product is annotated as cytochrome P450 1A5-like. Gene Ontology annotation, molecular function: steroid 17-alpha-monooxygenase activity; oxidoreductase activity, acting on paired donors, with incorporation or reduction of molecular oxygen, reduced flavin or flavoprotein as one donor, and incorporation of one atom of oxygen; heme binding. Gene Ontology annotation, biological process: progesterone metabolic process; hormone biosynthetic process. The record is from RefSeq and is a predicted model, not a curated record. Bases 153 to 1733 code for a protein of 526 amino acids. The transcript has 7 exons. NCBI's taxonomy places the organism in Eukaryota, Metazoa, Chordata, Testudines, Emydidae.
GAGACCUAGUUCACUGUCCAAAAGAGCGAGUUCCAGACACAUUGGGGAGAGACUCCUCACGCCAUCACCAAAGAACUUCUAGCCACAGGUGGGAAUUCCAACCUAAGCACCAUCCCUCCUUUGGGACACACAGGCUUCUUAGGCCCUUGAAGAUGAAGGCUGCAAUGUCACUGGUGGGAAGCCAGGGCAUUAUCUCAGUCACCGAGAUCUUUAUUGCCUUGGCUGUCUUCUGUCUGACGUUCAUGGUCAUCAGAUCCUUCUGGCAGCAGAUCCCCAAGGGGCUGAAGAGGCUCUCAGGACCAAGGGGUUACCCCCUGAUAGGCAAUGUGCUGGAGCUGGGGAGCAAUCCACACCUGACCUUGACUCAGAUGAGCCAGAAGUAUGGAGAUGUGAUGCAGAUACAGAUCGGCGCCAGACCUGUGCUGGUGCUGAGUGGGUUGGACACCAUCAAACAAGCCCUGGUGAAGCAAGGGGAGGUCUUCAUGGGGCGCCCUGAUCUCUACAGCUUUCGCAAUAUUGGAGAUGGCCAGAGCUUGACCUUCAGCACUGAUUCAGGGGAGGUGUGGAGAGCUCGCAGGAAGUUGGCCCAGAAUGCCCUGAAGACCUUUUCUGUCUCACCCAGCCCCAACUCUUCGUCCACCUGCCUCCUCGAGGAGCAUGUCUCCAAAGAAGUUGACUACCUAAUAAGAAAGUUCCUGCAACUGAUGGAGGAGAAGAAGAGGUUUGACCCCUAUCGGUACGUGGUGGUCUCUGUGGCCAAUGUCAUCUGUGCCAUGUGCUUUGGCAAGCGUUACGACCAUGAUGACCAAGAGCUGCUCAGCAUAGUGAAUGUGACAGAUCAAUUUGGGGAUGUGGCUGCCUCUGGCAAUAUAGCGGAUUUCAUCCCAGUGCUCCAGUAUUUUCCCAACAGCACCAUGAAGAAAUUUAUAGAAUUCAACAAGAGGUUCCUCAAGCUCCUGCAGGACAUUGUCAAAGAGCACUACGAAAGCUUUGAGAAGGACAACAUUCGAGACAUCACUGACUCCUUGAUUGAGCAAAGUCAGGAGAAUAAAGUGGAAGCCAAUGCCAACAUUCAGCUUCCGAAGGAAAAAAUUGUCAACCUGGUCAAUGACCUCUUUGGAGCCGGUUUUGACACUGUGACAACAGCUUUGUCCUGGAGCCUCAUGUAUCUUGUGACAUAUCCAGACAUUCAGAAAAAGAUUCAGGAAGAAUUAGAUCAGACCAUUGGCAGAGAGAGGAGACCCAGACUCUCAGACCGGCCCAUGCUGCCUUACACAGAAGCCUUUAUCUUAGAGAUGUUCAGACAUUCCUCCUUCAUGCCCUUCACCAUUCCUCACUGCACAACGAAAGACACAGUACUGAAUGGCUACUACAUCCCGAAGGACCUCUGUGUGUUUGUCAACCAAUGGCAAGUCAAUCACGAUGAGAAGCUUUGGAAAGAACCAUCUAAGUUCGACCCAGAGCGUUUCCUCCAUGCUGGAGGGACUGAAGUAAACAAGGUGGAUGGUGAGAAGGUGCUGGUCUUUGGCCUGGGGAAGAGGAAGUGCAUUGGCGAGACCAUUGCCAGAUGGGAGGUCUUCCUCUUCCUGACCACCCUGCUGCAGCAGCUGGAGUUCAGCGUCUCUGAUGGAGAGAAGGCGGACAUCACGCCUGUGUACGGCCUGACAAUGAAGCACAAGAGGUGUGAGCACUUCCAGAUUAAGCAGCGCUUCCCAAUCCAGAGUUCAGAGUGAGCCACCUCUGGACACUGGAUGGGGGAAAGCAAAGAUCCCAUUUGAAUUUUUACCCUCAGGGGCCAUAUGCUAAGAUAAAUUGGACCCAAUAUAGCUUCUAUCUGAUUAAUCUGUAUUGAUUUGUCUUACCCGUCUGUUAACUAGCUCCAUCACCCUCACCUGUAGAAUCACAACAGACAUGCCAGGGUAGCCUGGCUUGUUCACACAGGUGUAACUGCUUUCGGGGGUGAUGCAUGAUAGCUGGGGUUCUCUACUGAAUUCCUCUUCGAAUGCUACUAAGGUGUAUUCCCUUAAUGCUUCCUUAUAACAGACAGCCAAAAGUUGAAGGCAUCGGGACCACCCAUGUGCUUAAAGUUAUACAUGUGCUUAAGAUCUUUGCUAAACUGGAACCUAAGCCUGUCCCAAAUGUCAUGAUGACCUUCAUCCAGGUAGAGUAUUAAGGUCCACGGACAUCUUAGGAGGCAGAUCCUCAUCUGAAAUAAACACCUUAUUGGAGCUAGGACAAUUGACUUGACAACUGACGACUAACCCUUGUGUUCAGUCUUGUCUAUUACAUUGUAGAAGAAGGUUAGGCUUGUCAAGGAGGGUAAAAAGGAGUUCAGCAGCUCACUCCCAGCUGAAUAUAGAUAAUACAACAACUUUGUUUACAUGGAUUAGCUUUCUGGUUUCUUGGACAUGUUUGAUUUCCUCCAAAGACCCCCAGAAACUGAGGCUGCCUCGACGAAUGAGCUCUGUGCUGUAAGACAGCCCAUGAACACAUGGUAGAUGAACCUUUUGAUAUUAGCAAGUAACUAUUGCUCAGACCCAUGUCUCACGUAUGCUAAAAAGGUCACAUGACCCUGCUGCAGGUUCCAAAGAGCCUUUGAAAUGCUAUGGGUGCCAUGAGAAGAAAGUGGGGAUGAAAUUAUAUUGCAUCUUUGAACAAGUGAAAGGAAAUAAUAGUCAGCCCUAGCUCAUAUCAUCCAUAGAUCCCAAAGCACUUUGCAAAUGAGAUCAGCAUAAAUUUACAGCUGAGGAAAGGAGAGCUGGAUAGUGACUUGCUCAAGAUCACCCAACCAGGAAGCAAACCCAGGUCUUUUGAGGCCCAGUCCAGUGCCCUAUCCAUUAGGCAACACUGCCCGACUGGAAGUUGCAUUUGAGAGCAGAGCCCGGGUAAGCAUCUCGCUAGCUGCUAGAAUCCAGCAAACUUUAUUGUCACUAGGAGUUUCAAACUUUUCCUUAGCAUGGGCCCCCUCUUAUUCGAGAGAUUGUCUCCUGAACAUCAUUGACAACCCUCCCUGCCAAACUGGUAAGAGGUUUAAUCAGGUGUCUGAUGAAUCCGCUUAUGGCUGACAAGCCCAAUUCGAGAGCGACAUAGCUUGGUACAAAUUUCACAGCUCCAGAUGUUGUCUGGGUUGGAGUCCAAGAUUACAGCACGCUGCUUUCUUCUUUCUCGCUCUGCUUCCAUCCUCUUACUCAAAGCCACUUCGUGUUGAGCUCCACCCAGUGCCAGAUGUUCCCUCCAGAUUGAAUAGGCUUCUGCACGCUCCUCCUAGCUGUCUACAUUGAUGUUGAAUGACUUAAUAUCAUUUUUGCACAUGUCAUGGUACCGCCAUAAAGGGAGACCCCCACUUUCUAGAGCCAUGCCGAAUCUCACUGUACAAAAUAUUCUUGGGGAUACGGUCUCCUGUCCUCCCAUUCUCCUGACAUGACCAAGCCACUGCAGCCUCCUCUUCUUGAUAUGGUUUCUAAGUAUGUCAGUCCUAUGUGCUCCAGCACCUUUGUUUGGUAUUUUGUCUUCCCACUUCAUUUUCAGAAUUUUAUGCAGGCAUCUCAUGUGGAAGGUGUUCAGUCUCAUGAUAUGCUUAGCAUAUGUAUUCCAAGUCCCUGAACCAUAAAGUAGGGAUGACAGCACACAGUCUCCUGAACACCUCCCUUCCUAAUCACAGUCCAGGACAACACUUUUCCCUUAGCCCCACCAAUUUUGCAUCGACCACCUCCUCUGCCCUUUGGAGUUGCGUGGGUGAUCUCUCUUCCCAUAUGCAAUCAUGUAACACGCAGCAAUUGGUCACGGUGAUGACUGGUAUUAGGAAAGCAGUUACAUUUGUUUGACAUGUUAAAUGCAAUAUGUGUUCAGUUCUUUGUUCUGGCAAUAAAGCUGGUGGAUCAUCUUCACGAGGCGGGCACAUUUUUCUCCAAGACUUCAUUCUUGAGCUGCAGGGCCUGAUUUAGAUCUUGUUCACACCAGUACAAGCAGGGCCAGCUCCAGGGUUUUGGCCGCCCCAAGCAGCCAAAAAAAAAAAAAAAAAGCCGCGAUUGCGAUCUGUGGCGGCAAUUUGGCGGAAGGUCCUUCGCUCCAAGCGGAAGUGAGGGACCGUCUGCCGAAUUGCCGCCGAAUAGCUGGACCUGCCGCCUCUCUCCGGAGUGACCGCCCCAAGCACCUGCUUGCCAAGCUGGUGCCUGGAGCUGGCCCUGAGUACAAGUCAAGAGUAACUCCAGUCAAUGGUGGCAUGAGAAUGGGAUCAGGCUCUUUGCAUGCAUGGGUUAUAACAAAAGUGUUUUUCAUAAAUAUAUAAAAUGCAACGAAAAACAUUCAGGCUACAAUGCGGCCUUCUAGCAACGAAGUGUGGGACGGCCCUCUAAUGCCUCGGGAGUUGCAUUUAUAGAUGUCCCUGUGAGUGCCUGAUUGGGCCUUCAGUCCCCAGGGGGGCUCAUGCAGGGUCAUGUGCCCCCCCGCCCCCGAUUUGCAACUCUGUCCGCAUAUUUAUUCAGGGGACACCAUCAUAGAUCUAACCACAUCAGCCACAUCAUCAGGGGCUCAUUCACCUGCACAUCUACCAAUGUGAUAUAUGCCAUCAUGUGCCAGCAAUGCCCCUCUGCCAUGUACAUUGGCCAAACCGGACAGUCUCUGCGCAAAAGAAUAAAUGGACACAAAUCUGACAUCAGGAAUUAUAACAUUCAAAAACCAGUAGGAGAACACUUCAACCUGCCUGGGCACUCAAAUAACAGACUUAAAAGUGGCAAUUCUUCAACAAAAAAACUUCAAAACCAGACUCCAACGUGAAUCCGCAGAAUUGGAAUUAAUUUGCAAACUAGACACCAUCACAUUAGGCCUGAAUAAAAACUGUGAGUGGAUGGGUCACUACAAAAACUAAUUUUCCCAUACUCAUUUUCCCCUACUGUUACUCACACCUUCCUAUCAACUGUUUGAAAUGGGCCACCAUCAUUAUCACUAUAAAAGUGAUUUUUCCUCCCUUGGUAUUCUACUGUUAACUGAAUUGUCUCGUUAGACUGAUCCCCCACUUGGUAAGGCAACUCCCAUCUUUUCAUGUACUAUGUAUAUAUGCCUGCUACUGUAUUUUCCACUCCAUGCAUCUGAUGAAGUGGGUUUUAGCCCACGAAAGCUU